Molecule: messenger RNA, 1101 nt
Organism: Corapipo altera (White-ruffed manakin)
Lineage: Eukaryota; Metazoa; Chordata; Aves; Passeriformes; Pipridae
Gene: FAM219B
Product: family with sequence similarity 219 member B
Exons: 6
Coding region: 1-489 (162 amino acids)
Source: RefSeq, a predicted model, not a curated record
AUGUCCAAAGCCUCAGAGCUGAUUUGGGCUGAAAACAAGAGGCUGAACAAGGGGACGGAUACGGUGGAGAAAAGGGGACCAUACAUCAUGAGCAAACCUCCCUCCAUUCAGGCCAAGCUGAAGAGGCAGCGUGAGCUGGUGAAGGCAGCUCUGCGAAGGCAGGGGCUGCUGGGGGGACCCACCACCCCGAAAUCGGCACCUAAAAGGUCGGUGAAGUUUAACAAGGGCUACACUGCACUCAACCAGACAGCUGAUGAGAACCUGGUCUCCCUCGACUCAGACAGUGACGGGGAGCCAGGAUCCAGAUGUUCCUCAGGAUACUCCUCUGCCGAGGUGAACCAGGACCUGAGCCGGCAGCUGCUGCAGGAUGGGUACCACCUCGACGAGGUCCCUGAUGAUGAAGACCUGGAUCUCAUCCCCCCAAAACCAGUUGCCUCCUCUUCUUGCCCCUGUUGUUUCGGAGAAAAUCUCUCCUGUGUGAUCCAAUAGCUGCACAAGAACAGGUCAAAAUCCAGCACUUUCUUCGUCCCAUGGGAUGGCUGUUGCUGUCGGUGUCCCAUGCUGGGAUAGUGACACAAUGACUGAACGAUUCUGCUUAUGGCAGAGGGCAACUGACCCCACAGGACUUUUCUUUACACUCAGCAAUAUCAGGGAGAGGUGGCAUGGUGACAUUUUGGUGGUCUGGAUGGGACCUCUCACCUGCUGGGGUGGGAAAGAAGAGGCAGAGCCUGGCACCUCCAUGAAGGUGUAAAGGGAAGGAGUUAGGAGGUGCUGGGUUUGGAGCUAAUGGCUUGUUCCUGUUCUCCCCAGUGCUGCUUUGAUGCAGGUGUGGGACUGCCCAGACCCCCCAUACCAGCUCCACACAGGGUUUGGAUGUGGGGGGCUGGGGACUCUGCUGCAAACCUUAAAAGCUGCCUUAAACCAUGGUCCUGCUCUACAACCUAGAGGACAAUCAGCUGCUUCAAUACCUUAUUUAUAUUUCAUGUCUAGAGACCUGAACUGUUGGGGUUUCUUGUUUGUUUGUUUGUUUUGUUUGCUUUUGGGGUUUUGCUUUUGUACUUUACUUGUUAAAGGGAGCACUCAAUAAACUGAAUCUCAUUA